Messenger RNA from Carassius gibelio (silver crucian carp), 7544 nucleotides. RefSeq names its product nuclear factor 1 X-type-like. The transcript has 14 exons. NCBI's taxonomy places the organism in Eukaryota, Metazoa, Chordata, Actinopteri, Cypriniformes, Cyprinidae. The coding region runs from base 952 to 2631 and encodes 559 amino acids. Gene Ontology annotation, biological process: regulation of transcription by RNA polymerase II. Gene Ontology annotation, cellular component: nucleus. The record is from RefSeq and is a predicted model, not a curated record. Gene Ontology annotation, molecular function: DNA-binding transcription factor activity, RNA polymerase II-specific; RNA polymerase II cis-regulatory region sequence-specific DNA binding.
AGGACUCUGGUAUUUCUUUACUUCCAGCACUUUGGGUCGUGUUCUAUUUAUUUCCUUUUCCCUCCCGUCUAUCCCUGUGUGUAGAGUCUGGUUCGGUCUUCAGUCAUCCGCGCCACCGCUCUACUAACGCCCCGAGGCUGCAGCUGCCACACCGGCCGGCCGCGGAGCGCCACACGCUGAUCAAUAAUUCACCAGCUCGACGCCUCUCCGACCCGUUACCCCGGAGCAGCCUCGGGUGGACUGAGGCUACCACCGAUAUUUAGCUACUCACGAGAGAGGAGGUUUAUUCUCCCGUGAUUUAAAUACAGCCUCAGUAAGCUUUAGCCAACAGGCAUAAGAUCCUUUCAGUGCGUCCACGGAUUAGACCGUCGCAAUGUGUACUACUCGUAUUGUUGCCUGACUGCAACGGCAUUCGUGGACGCCUCUCGCGUUCUUCUGUCCGGGAACAGCGGGGGUCCCGUUAUGGUGCGGACAGUCGGAGUAUCGAAAGAGGGAGAUGCACUCAAGGCAAACAGGAACUGACUUCAGGACAUAAAGACGAAGAAAAUCACUCACUGUCACGCAGAACGUCUUCGUACAAGCAGUUCUGCGUAGCUACACCGGCGCUCGCGGAGACUUUCAACCGGGCUUGUGCAUUCCCCGGUCGGUGCCGACAGCGAGGCUCCAUCGCUCGGCUGAUGACAACAGGAGAAUAUAUUUUAAACGGAACAGUUUAGGAACAGAGCCCGGAGACGGCGAUAAUCCAUCGUUUCGUAAAGUGGCGGAGAAAGCUUUACUUUUACAGACGGAACAAGCUCCGGGAAACAGCCCGACUUGUUGAGUUCUUUUUUCUCUUCCGGUAUCACCGGAGAAACCGACUGGUGCACCCGCUCCCUCUCCUCUUUUUUGGACGCUGAAAGUUUAAAGAAAAAUGGGUCUUUGAGGAGAGCUGGCAGAUUCCCCUCAACUACAAUGGCCACAGAAUCGUAUCUGGUGCAUGAGGGUCCCCAUCGAGCUUCUGGCAUCUCAGAGUGUUUCCUAGUGCCUGAAUCCUACAGGGAUGAAUUCCAUCCCUUCAUCGAGGCUCUCCUCCCGCACGUGCGGGCGUUCUCCUACACCUGGUUCAAUCUGCAGGCCCGCAAGCGCAAGUACUUCAAAAAGCAUGAGAAGCGCAUGUCCAAGGAUGAGGAGCGCGCCGUCAAAGACGAACUCCUGGGCGAGAAGCCCGAGAUCAAGCAGAAGUGGGCGUCGCGGCUGCUGGCCAAAUUGCGCAAGGACAUCCGGCCGGAGUUCCGCGAAGACUUCGUGCUCACCAUCACGGGGAAGAAGCCGCCGUGCUGCGUGCUGUCCAACCCUGACCAGAAAGGCAAGAUCCGUCGCAUUGACUGCCUGCGGCAGGCCGACAAGGUCUGGCGUCUAGACCUGGUGAUGGUGAUCCUGUUCAAGGGGAGCCCACUGGAGAGCACGGACGGAGAGAGACUGGUCAAGUCCCCGCAGUGCUCCAACCACACCCUGUGCGUGCAGCCGCAUCACAUUGGAGUGUCCGUCAAAGAGCUGGACCUGUACCUGGCCUACUUCAUCCACAUGCCAGAAUCUGGGCAAUCAGACAAUUCCAAUCAACAGGGAGAAGUGGACAUCAAACCCCCACCAAACGGACACCUGAGUUUUCAGGACUGCUUUGUGACUUCAGGGGUGUGGAACGUAGCCGAGCUGGUACGAGUGUCUCAGACCCCUGUUGCAGCAGCAUCCGGUCCUAAUUUCUCUCUUGCGGAUCUGGAAAGUCCCGGUUACUACAAUAUCAACCAAGUAGCACUUGGCCGACGUUCACUUGCCUCUCCUCCAUCCACAAGGUCUGAGGUGGAGCUGUACGCCAGUCUUCCUCGGAGCUCUAAUAAGCGUAAGUCUAUAGAUGACAGUGAGAUGGAGAGUCCUGUCGAUGAUGUCUUCUACAGUCGUUCUCCGGCUGGCACCAGCUCCCAGUCCAGCGGCUGGCCGAAUGAUGUCGAUGCAGUGCAGCACCAUUUGACGAGUAUUCAAGAGAGGAAGAUAAAACAUGAGAAUGAUGGUGUGCAGUUUCCUUACCAUGGGCUGUCCUCUCCUGGGUCUCUAAAGAAGCCAGCGGGGAAAUUCGAUUUCAGCGCCCUGUCAGCACAGACGAGGUCCCCCCGAAUGGCCUUCACACACCACCCGCUGCCCAUGCUGGCAGGCGUGAGACCAGGGAGUCCGCGUGCCUCAGCUUCUGCCCUUCAUUUCCCUGCUCCUUCCAUCAUCCAGCAGUCCAGUCCAUACUUCACCCACCCCACCAUCCGCUAUCACCACCAUCAGGACCCGCUCAAAGAGUUCGUCCAGUUCGUCUGUGCUGACGGCUCCGGGCAGCCAGGGGCACAGCCUAACGGGAGCGGUCAGAACAAACUGCCCAGCUCCUUCUUACUGCCUCCUCCUCCUCCUCCGGUAGCGCGGCCGGUGCCGAUGCCCCUCCCCCUGCCCGAGCACAAACCCAGCCACACACACCCCGAGAGCGGAGGCGGCUCUCCGGCCUCGCCCUCAGCAUACCCAGCGUCAGGCUCCUCAGCUUCCAACAGGUUUGUCAGCAUCGGAUCACGGGACAACUUUCUGAACAUCCCACAGCAGACUCAGUCAUGGUUCCUUUGACGAGACUUUUCAUGAAUGACACAGACACAAAUCCACAAUGAAAACUGGAAAUGGAGUCACAAAGCUAAGUAUGGAACUUUCCCGCAGGCCCCCCCUUUAAAGUCUCACUCACACACACAAAACACACGCACAGAUACACACUCGAUUGCCCAAACUGCUGACACCCUCUUUGGAUCGAGGGAUCUGGAAGACUUCAUCAUUACCCUGCCAGUCUGGAUAGCUCGGAGAACAAAACAAAGAAAUGACACACUGAUGCUAUCGUCAUCUUCCUGAGACAUCCAGCACAUCAACCAACCCCAUUUACCUUUCCUUCAUUUGUUCAUCCGCCAGUCAUAUGCCAUGUUGAGGAAAAUCCAUCUCUUCCCAGUCAGAACUCUUUAGAAAAUUAAAUAAUAAAAAAUGGACCUUUGAUUUCGGACACAUGUGAUUGGAUGGAGAGACUUGGCUGAAGCCUUCUGAUUGGCUCAGGCUUAGACUUCCUUAUUUGGAUUUGAUGAUUUUGGUGAUGCCCUCUGUUCCACAGUGUGAACUCGGCAUCCUCUCACUGUUUACCAGUUGACAAGCAAUAGACUGUAAGCAAAACAACAGAUAACACUAACCCAGUGCAUUUCACCUAAACAUAUGCACAUAUUGUCUUAGAUUUGUGAUGUGGAGUCAGGCUACAUGUUUGUAAGGUAAAGCACACACAGAUGAGCAAUACACACAUCAAUGACAGCGCUACACUGAGACAAUAGACUGAGACACGCAUCACAGCAUCAUAUAGACAGCUGAUGACAGGAAUGGGAAGGGUCAAGCACGAGUGACUGUAAUGUCAAGCUUGUGACUCAUCAUUUUUCAUUUUGUAGUGUUUUAAAUGAUUAAAAGGCCAGUGAUUUGAGUCAUAAAACUGGUUUGCAUGAACUAAUGAGGGUGCAUUUGGUGCAUCCAUCUCUGACCUCUUCGCUACCGUCUAUCAAUCAAUGCUUGUGCAUCAGUAUCCUACAGUCGACCCUGCAAACAAGGGCUUCUUCUGCUUUACUUUGCAUUUGGUUUGGUGUUGCAGUAUUUUUUUUUUUUUUUUUAGGUGAAUGUCAAAACUUUCCAGGUCAUAUUUCACCCUAAAACCAAAUUUCUAAAAUUAUGUUUGAAAGUAAUAAAGAAAUAUGAUUACAAAAAAAACUUCAUCAAUAACAUUUAACAGUGAAAUUAUUUUCCUAAUAAUCAAGCCAAUUUUCUCUAAAUGUUCUCACGGAAAAUUAUUAAUCUCAUUACUGUGCUGUAAUGCAAAGCAUUUUAUUUGAUUAUUAUUAUUAUUAUGUUAUGAUUACUGAUUAUUUACUAGUUAGAAUUAUGGAUGAAAAUGUGCUUAAUUGUCAUAGAAAUAUAGUCACAAUGCAGUCAAUCUCAAUGACCCAAAAAUGGGUUUUGAUUCUGGGAUGUGACCUGGAUAUGUUUUUGUGACGUGCCCAUUCACUUGUGUUUUUUAAAUCUGGUUUUUUGUGAUUUUAGUUUGUAUAACGUCAGAUUGGACAGCAUGUGGAAUUGUGCUAUUUUGUUUUUAGAGUAACAGGUUAAGAUCAACUCUCCUUCAACUAGAAUGUGACUAACAAACAAACAGACAAUCUCAUCUUUUCCUCUUAGAGCUUAAUUAAUCAGAUGUUUUAGAUCGUUAUUAUGUCGACAGUGCUCUGCCCUUCCUGUCAAUCAUGUUUUCCAUCACUUUACAGUUAGUUUGUAUAUUUACCAUCAGUUUUUUUCCUCCACUCCUCGGUUUUUUGUUUCAGUUCACAGGUACAGCCUGACUCGCACAACAAUCUACUCACGGCCGACUGCCAUUAUAUUUAGCCUGUCAGCACAGUGGUCAACUAAAUAAGAUACAUGCACACAUACACAAACAUUGCACAAUGACACACACCCACUUCCUUAAAGGACAAAGGGAAACCUUUAAACUCAAACCCCUAUAUCAAACAUGAUUUUACAAUAUGCACCCUAUUUAAAGUACAGUGUAUUUAACUUUUAGGUGAACUCAAAAAACAAAGUCAUGUUUUCAGUACAAACACUCUAAACCACUGACCUCACUAAAUAACUGGACUGCCUGGCUGUCAGUCACAUUGUCAGGGACUCUGAUUGGCUGAGAGCUGACAAUUUCAUCAUUCACUUGAAACGCAUCAAAGUGCCUCAGUGUCCCCUUUACAUGCAAUUCAGGGUCUUCACUUCAUGUAUAAGCUACAGAAAAUAUGUACAAUAUGUAUCAUGGACUUGUCAAACAUCAAAUAAGCAACUGCAAACAUUAUAUUUAUAGAACAUAUCGUACUUUUACUGUGUGUGUGUUUAUAUAUAUAUAUAUAUAUAUAUAUAUAUAUAUAUAUAUAUAUAUAUAUAUAUAUAUAUAUAUAUAUAUAUAUAUAUAUAUAUAUAUUAGUUCUUCCGCUGUGAAAUUAGCUCUAUGGCAGUCUAGUUAUUUUUUGACCUUUGACCCGAGUCAGUGAUGUCAUCAGAAAUGUCCAAACAUGUUAAACCCACAAACAUCGUAUCAUCUUGUCAGAACCGCCAGGACUGUCGGAUCAGGUCAGUGCAGAUCAAAAACAGGACACAAAUACAGCUUCAGAGCAGAAACUAAUUUUUCAGAGAAAUCAAAAAUUCUCUUUGUUGAAAAGUGUUAUUAUUGAGAGGGAAAAGAAGUUCUUUGUGGACUGAGCCUUGUGCAAUGUGUUGGGUAGAUAUCUGUGUUUUUCUUCAGAUUUUUAAGGAAGCGAAGCAAGUGAAAAAAAAAGACAAAAAAAAUUAAGUCUGCAAGCUCCUGGACUCUAAACACAAGGGCCACAAAAAGAAUCCCAGUCUUUCAAAGUGUUAAAGAGGGGAAGUUAAUUUUUACUUUUCAUUUAUCUUUUUUUAAUGUUUUAUUUGUAAGCUUUUGUUUUUAAACUAUUCUAGGGGAGCCGAAGGAAUGAUUUUACAAAAGCAAAUGUAUUAUGACAAAAAUGAAAGAAAAGAAAUACUGGUGCUUCUGAUACUCAUAUGCGAAUAAUACCACACCAGAACAACUGUUUCUGACGAGCCUCUGUUUCUCUCCUAUUCUCUUUUGUAUUUACUAAGGGGGUUUCAUAUUUUUAUAUAUAUAUAUUUUGGUUCUGACAAAAGGCAUUUUAUUACAACCUUUAAGAAAGCAGUGCCCAUUCUUUCUUCUUCAAAUGGUGCAUUCAAGUCAUGUCAGAAAGAUCGUAUUUAUGAGUUGAAAGCAAAGGAACGUCACCACAAUGUCAUAGCAAUUGAUGCAGCAUCUAAAUUUGUUAAAAUGUAUGAAAUUAUAUAUACAUUACAUUUGCAAUAAAGUUGCAUAAUAAAUUAUGAUAAUACUCCACAAUUGCAAUAUAAUGCACAACGAUUCUGUUCACAGCACCUCCAUGAAUUGAAUAAAAAUCAAAAUGCACACCUGAUACGCAUUAUUUAUUUGCCAUUUUUCAGAAGAACAGUAGAAGGGGAUUUAAACACACUUGAGGACUUCACAACUCGUAAAUACGAACGUUCCCGGAGGACUUGAAUGUACCGUAAUAGCAGAUGAAUAUGCAGAAAAGCAUGUCUUGGUUGGAGGAACGGCUAUAAUGAAGCGUCACGAUUGAGAAUAGAGUAGAGGGUUCGUCACAUUCACUCUGGGCUUCAUUUAGAGAAGAUUGUAUCGAUGUUAAUGUGAGUAGGGUUUUGUUCGUUGUAGUUUAGAGCACAUGUGGUUCAAGAUGAGAGGCAAAAAACGCAUCUGGAAAAAAAAACAUUCAGUGCCCCACGGCCACCCCGUUAUCAUCCUGGAAACAGUUCCUGUAUGUAAAUGAGCUCCCAUAGUGUUCGUGCUGUAGUGUAUAGGUGAGCAUUUAAAGGUUGAGCCAUUUAAAGUGCCUUUUGUUCACAGACACCAUCUUGUAAAUGAUGAACACCCAUCUUUCCUCCUUCUGUGCUUUUCCAAGCUGUAAACACAGUGUAUAGUAUUACAAGAAAAUGGAUGUGAUUUCGUUCUUUUAUUGUACGAUGAUUAAAAAAAAGGGUCCCUUUUUCUCUGUACCUGUCUUUAUCAGUUUCUCGCUCUUGGCACCGUAGAUGUCUAUCCUUAUCUUUCCUCCCUCUCCCUACUUUUGAUGAAAAAAUGUUGAACCUUUUUCUCUCGAGCAAGAUGUUGUAAACUCUGUUAUAUCCCUGUCUGUAUGCUUCACAUGUUUAUAUCAUACACAUCUCUUGCUCUUUGGUCAAACGCAGUGAGCACUGAGUUGAAGUCGACCCAGGACCGGCUCCGCUCACCUUUCCUAAAUCUGAGACCAGCAGUACCGGUGUGUCUUGGGAAGCGGUGCGGUCCUGGUACCAAAUCAUUUUGGGCUGUCGGUGGAGAGCGCUGAACCAGAAGAUGCACAAUAGCUCUGUCGUGUUUGUUUGUGUGUAUUUAUUUCCAUUUUAGUCAUAAUUCAAAAGUCUCUAUAAAGCACCUUUUAGUGGUUGAGACCAGCUGUUUAAAGAACUUGCCCGAUGAUUUACUAAUUGCACCUUAUGCAUCGAUUAAAUCAGAAGACAUAGUGCACUUAGAAUAAUAUAUGACAUGCAUUUACAAGUACUGAUCCAGAUGUGGUGGCAGCUUUGUAAUCUAUGGUUGGACUAGUAAUAGGUUACGUUAGCAGUAAAAUCUUCCCUACAUCCACACUGGCUUGUGUCAGUAUUAUUAAACUUUAGUUGCAGACUUUUAUUCAUAGUCUGCCCCGAUUUACCCAUGGAUAUCUACUCAGAUUGUGUUUCCAAUUUGCUUGUUUUGAUACAGAAGUAUCUCUGUUCCAGCACUCUCCAGAGCCUCUGGCAAUCUGCAUGUUAUUUACAGAUUCUUUUCCAUUAUAAAAAACUACAAUGUUUGUAAAGAGCAGCACCUGAUUGAAUAAAUGAUGUUCUUGACUGUACAAAAA